AUGGUUCUCCGCAAAUUCGAACUCGAGGGCAAACUCGGCGAAGAAGCCCGCCUCAUCGAGAGUGGCGUCCUUCUCGAUGAGAAUCCCCUCGACGAAAGCCCUGAGUUUCAUGAGUUUCUCAUGGCAUGUCGAAGAGGCGAUUUGCGAAGAUGUCAGGAACUCAUUAGCGAGGGUGUGAACAUCAAUGGCAAGGAUCGAUUCGAUUACACGCCCCUCAUUAUUGCUAGUUUAUGUGGACACUAUGAACUCGUUCAAUUGCUGUUAGAAUCUGGCGCUCUCGCAGAACGAAACACAUUCCAAGGCGAGCGAUGCAUUUACAACGCCCUCAAUGACCGCAUCCGCAAUCUUCUUCUCCAGUACGACUUCUCAAAGUCUUCAGACCCUUACGUCUACUGGUCCACUCACAUCUCAACCCUUCUCGGCCGCACAAGCCCCAAGACGACAGAUAUCACCUUAGCCUCGGGCUCCCGCUCUUUUGAUCUACACAAGUUCAUCCUUGUUGCGCGGUCUCCUUAUUUCCGUGCCAAGCUCGCCGCUGUUCCUGAAACGGCCACCUGGAAGCUCGCCAGCGCUGUUCCCGUGCAGUCGUUCCUUAUCGUUCUAAGAUAUCUUUACCUGGGUGAAGUCCCGCGUGACAUCGCUCCUUUCGCCGGUGCUGAUUCUGAGGAGGAUGUGCUCAAAGGCUUGGACAAGGUCAGCAAGCAGCUGGAGGUCGAGUCUCUGUGGGAGACUAUCCUUGCAGGUGGAGAUAGAAGACUUGCCAGGCAACGGUAUCAAGCUGAGGUGGAACGGGCUCGAGGGCAAUUCGAGGACUUCUUCAACCAGAACGUCCUCGGGAACAAGAUGAUCGUUGAUACAGAUCAGGUUAAAGAUGUCAAGUGGAAGUACGACAACUCCAUGUUCGCAGACGUCAUCCUCCGCGCCGACGAGCCCAUCGAUAUUGAGGAUGAAAGCUCAGGCCAAGCAACACCCAUAAACGACACCCCUACAAUACCUAUCGGCCCAGCCAAAGAUCAAGAAACCGUCACCAAGCGCAAAUCAGUCCUCUACCCUGCCCACAAAGCCAUGCUUAUCCGCAGCGAGUACUUUGAAAAGAUGUUCUCGGGCGACUUUGUUGAGUCCCAGCGUGAUGAGCACCUCCGCAUCGUCACCAUCGACUGUACGCCUGCUAUUCUCGAGAUCAUACUUACCUUCCUAUAUACCGAGACCGCUGUUUUUCCAUUGGAGCACGCCCUGGAUCUUUUAUAUGCUGCGGACAUGCUCUUCCUCGAUAAUCUUAAGAGUAAGGCUGCCCUGGCCAUUAGCACUCUGGGCAGCGGCACUUCCAACGUGUUAGUAGACCGCACCCACGGAGAGUCGCAAAGAAAUGGCGAGGGUGUCCAAGAGGACGAGCAAAUUGAGAUGGAGCCCAUCAAUAUCUACGAUGUUAUCCACGCUGCAUGGGAUCUUCGUGUUCAGCGACUAGAAGAAUUUGCAGCACGUUAUCUAGCAUAUCGUCUUGAGGAUUACAUAGAUGAGGAAGACUUCCAGAACCUCAUCGCCGAAUCAGCCCAGCGUAUUACCGUGCGAGAAGAGACGGAUACUAUCGAAUUACUGGACGAUAUUCGAUAUUACCUCGGUGAUCGGUUUAGACUUCGUUUCGAUGAUGCUGGUAUCGAGGAGAUGAUGCACGAGAUCGGGGAAAUCGACGUCGACCUGGCGGCUGCCAUGGAACAACAGGCAGAGAUAUCAGCAGAUGCAAAGAAUGGAGUUCCUGAAGAAACUCACGAUGACAAAGUCGUCAACGGCAACGGUAAUGCCAAGGGUGUAGAGGCUGUGCGGACGUUGGAUGGAGCCGAGGCAGAAGACGAGUUCGCUUCAGAUGCCAUCAACUACCAGAUUCUACAGCGCAAGAUUGAUGCCAUGCUUGAUCGACUCAAGCUCGAUGCAUAA
This is a messenger RNA of Fusarium sp. VM40, 1932 nucleotides long. Lineage: Eukaryota; Fungi; Ascomycota; Sordariomycetes; Hypocreales; Nectriaceae. The record is from the annotation of a GenBank genome assembly.